UUUGGUUCAUUCUCUCUUUCUCUCGAAACCUCUCCACCUACCUUUCCGAGAAGGCGAUUCUCUCUUCCUCCAUGGUUCUUCGACUUGCCGGCGAAACUCCAUGUCUCCAUGGGACUCAGACGAAACGAGAUCGUCUCUCUCUGUGGCUCGCAGACGAAAGGGCGAUUCUCUCUCUCUUUCUCUUUGUGACUCCUGGAGGAAACGAAGCCAGACCUCUCUCUCUCGGUGGCUGACGUCGAUGAAGGAAAUCGUCGAUUAUCUCCCUCUCCGUGGGGCUUCUCGUCGGCGAAGGACGGCACUCUCUUUCUGGGUCGAUAAACUGGAAUCUGAAGGUUCGAUUCUUUCUCGCGGUGGUAGUCGUCGACGGCGAUAUAUGGCUAUCUGUCGGUGGCUCUCCUCCACGGCGACAGAGCUCUCUGUCGAUGCCUCUCCGCGAUUCGUACAGGUAAUGCUUCUGUUUCAUGUUCUUCAAUGAUGCAUGUCUCUGAUUGUGGCUUCAUAAGUUGUGAUUUGUUUGUUGCAAGUGAAUUUAUUUUGAUAAUGUUUCUGUCAUAUGAUUCUGUUGGGUUUAGCUGGAACAAUUUUUUUUCCAAGCUCGUUUUGUUUGU
Molecule: messenger RNA, 608 nt
Organism: Brassica napus (rape)
Lineage: Eukaryota; Viridiplantae; Streptophyta; Magnoliopsida; Brassicales; Brassicaceae
Exons: 2
Coding region: 101-475 (124 amino acids)
Source: RefSeq, a predicted model, not a curated record